GAUGAGGAGCUUAGUCCUGAUAACAGCUUUGUCUCUCUGCAGACUCAGCUGGAGCUCUGCGUCCCAGACUCUGGAGGUCCGGUUAGGGGAAGACGUCACUCUGAUGUGCUCCAACAUUUCUAAGUCUGUCACCCAGACCGACUGGUUCAGAGUGGUCAAUGGAACUGAACCCAGCUGUGUCUCCUCGAUGUAUUACGCUCAUGAAGCUACAGUCUGUUAUGGAUUUAAAAGUGGAAAAUUUAAUAUGAGCUCCAACGUCAGCACCACUUUUCUGCAAAUCAAAGGAGUGGAUUUCUCUGAUUCUGGGCUGUAUUUCUGUGGAUUUUACAAAAAGAGACACACAAUUCUGGUCUGUGCAGUGGAAUUAACAAGAAAAGGUCAUAAUGAAUCCAAUAAAAAGGCACAUCCAGACAGUGGAGUUCCUCCAAAAGACGGAGAAUCCUACACUGUAACUUACGGUUGUCUGAUAGUUUUCUUCUUGAUGGCUGUUGUUGGCGUGGUCCUCAAAGCUAAAUGCCCAAGCAAAGGUUGGGUCUCUGUGUCGGUGUCAGAGUUUCAUACCGUGGAGGUCCAGCCUGGUGAAGAGGUCACUCUGCUGUGCUCCAACUUCAGCAUUUUGCCUACUUUCAUAUUUUGGUUCAAAAUGGCCAAUGGACCAAAUGCCACCUGUAUCUCAUAUAUGAUGAUUUCCGACUCCAAUGCUUCACUUUGUGAUGGAUAUAAAAAUGAUCAAUUCAAAAUGACGUCCAACACUACAAACCUUUUUCUGAACAUCAAACAAGUGGAUUUAUCCGACUCUGGACUGUAUUUCUGUGGAGUUUACAUAGAUGGACACUGUCAUUUUCAGUGCAACGUAUUUAGAGGUUCAAGAUGUGUGUAAUGGGUUAACAAAUCAUCUGAUCAUCAUCCUGGGAAGUGGAAUGAUUUUAAUUAUCAUAGUUGUCAUCUGUGUGGUUGCCAGAAUCAGGAUAUUUCCUACA
This is a messenger RNA of Menidia menidia (Atlantic silverside), 980 nucleotides long. Lineage: Eukaryota; Metazoa; Chordata; Actinopteri; Atheriniformes; Atherinopsidae. The record is from the annotation of a GenBank genome assembly.